AUGGCAUCCUCAUCCCCAUUUACCAUGGAACAGAUUCAGUGCGCCCGCUUUUACUUCGAGUGGAAGGGCCAUCCUAUCGACGACCUAGCCACUUUCCGCAACAUUACGCUUGCAGAUCGGCCGGACAAACCGAUCGUAUAUUUGGCUGGGGAUUCGUCUCUUGACAACAAGCACUGGGUUGACAAGACUAGCCCUAUCGUUCCAACCCACCUGCCAGGCAUCUACGAUAAAGCAUUCAAGCACCAUUGUGUUCCGAAGCCAGAUGUCGCGUUCUGGAUGAACAACCUGCUCGAGCAUCGUGCGACUUGUAUUAACACGGCUGUAGAAGAAUCCAUGCUUCGAGAUCGAGACGACGUACUCCUACCGCACGACGAGUUCAUCCGCGAUAAUAUUCGUUCGAACGACGUGUUGAUCGUCAGCGUCGGUGCCAACGACAUCGCGCUGCGCCCAAACCCUUCCACGAUACGACAUAUGCUACAGCUCGCCUGGCUGACCCAACGCAAAAACCUAGAGAACGGCACCGCAAGCGCACUGCAGUACUUCAAGCACAUGUUCGGCACCAAAACACAAGACUACGUCGCUCGUCUUACCGCCAAAACCAAGCCUCGCGCCGUCAUCGUCUGUAUGAUAUACUUCCCGCUCGAGUCGGGACUAGGGCAGACCAGUUGGGCCGAUGCGCAGCUCAAGGCGCUAGGGUACAACUCAUACCCGGGACAGCUACAAGCCGCUAUUCGAGCGAUAUACGAAAUGGCAACAAAAGCAAUACGGGUCGAGAGUACGGAGAUAGUGCCUUGCGCGCUGUAUGAGGUGCUCGAUGGCAAGCUGGCCGAUGACUAUACAGCGAGGGUUGAGCCAAACGAAGCUGGCGGAAAGAAGAUGGCUGUUAGGUUUGUUGAACUGUUGGGCGAGAUUCUGGAGAAGUCAGACAUACCGGAGACUACUUGA
Messenger RNA from Alternaria incomplexa, 945 nucleotides. RefSeq lists its product as uncharacterized. The transcript has a single exon. The record is from RefSeq and is a predicted model, not a curated record. Lineage: Eukaryota; Fungi; Ascomycota; Dothideomycetes; Pleosporales; Pleosporaceae. Bases 1 to 945 code for a protein of 314 amino acids.